Molecule: messenger RNA, 2499 nt
Organism: Microsporum canis CBS 113480
Lineage: Eukaryota; Fungi; Ascomycota; Eurotiomycetes; Onygenales; Arthrodermataceae
Product: mRNA-capping enzyme subunit beta
Exons: 3
Coding region: 1-2499 (832 amino acids)
Biological process (GO): polynucleotide 5' dephosphorylation; 7-methylguanosine mRNA capping
Cellular component (GO): mRNA capping enzyme complex
Molecular function (GO): polynucleotide 5'-phosphatase activity
Source: RefSeq, a predicted model, not a curated record
AUGGACCUCAAGACCAUCAUCAACGCCGACACGGCCGUGGGCGCUGCCAGGAGCUCAGGCAGCUCGCAGCUACACCAGCAGCAACAUCACCAGCAGCAUCAUCAGCAGCAGCGGCCGCUCUCUAUACACUCGCAGGGAGCAGACGAGUCUCCUCUCCGCAGCGGCAGCCUCCACGAAGACCGGGCCCAACACCCUGAAUACGGCGGCGGAGGACCAGGAGGAGGACCCGGAGGAGGAGGACGGCCGUCGCAGGCGCAUCCGCUGCAGCCUCCUCUUCAGUCCCCCAAGCGCAUGCCGUCCUAUAUCAGCUCUGCCGCACCGUCGCCGUACCAGCAGCCGCCGCUCGCAUCGAUCCUGACGGGAAGAGAGCCCGGCGAGCGCGCCAGCAGCGUCCUGCCCGUCCCGCGAGAGCCCUACCCUGCCUCCUCGCUGCCUCCGCCCUCUGCGGUCUCCCUCUCCUCGCCCUUCACGCCUCAGCCUACCAGCGCCGGCACCCAGCACUCGUCCUACUUCUCCCAGCAGCGCUCUCAUUCGGUCCAUUCGGCUGCCUCGCCUUCCUCGGUGCGCAGUCUCUCCUAUCCCUCUGGCCGUGAGCCGCCAGCAGGCCACCCGUACUCUCCUGGCCAGCAGCAGUACCAGCAACACCACUACCAGCAGCAGCAGCAGCAGCAGCAGCAAGCACAACAACAGAGGUCGCAGCCCGGGACGCCUCUGGCUCCCCUGGGCUCCUCAUACAGCCGUCCGUCUCCCCAUCCGGUCCGUCCUCCGUCGUCCGGACAUGAGGCUCCCCCGUCAGGUCGCCUUGGGAGUCCCUGGGGCAGUCAGGACGCUUCCUCCGGCGGCCAGAGGGAUGGAGUCUCUCCUACGGUACAUACGCCCAUCUCACGACACGGCUCAGUAGCUACGGACUCCUAUACCCGGCAGUUUUCUAUCGAACGGGAAAAGGAGCAGCAUCUCGACAGCGUCAGCCCCAAGACCAUCGUCUCCCAGCAGGGAGCAGCCCAUUACGGAGAUAUCAACAGCAGCCAAAGCAGCAACAUCACCAAUGCCAUCAAUCAACCAGGUCACCAGAUCCAAUCCCCCCAUAAGGACCAGGAAUUGACCCAGCAAACAAUCCAUCAGCAUCAUCCCCGAACGGAACACCAGUCUUCUAUCUCCACUCCUGCUCGCCCGUCCUAUCCUCCCUCGACUCCCCAGGCUGCCUCACACCCUCCUCCCCCUUCUUCUCUCGGCCAUAUCGCUACCACCACCGCUACCGGCUCACCCACCAGUCGGCGGCCUGUCCAGGAAACAUCACCAACCCUCCAGCACACUCCUUCUAAGCCUCACAGCAGCCCCUCUGCGGCCUCUGCCACAGACCGUGUGCCGAUGUGCCCUCCUCGAAAGAAACGCAAGAGAUACGCUCAACCUCCCAUAUUCGCCUGCAAGGCCCCCAGAACGACCGGCACUCCUCCGCCCAUUCCUCCCAAGGGCAGCCAAGCCCCGCCUCCCGUCUUCCCCGUCAAUCGUCCGCUUCCCAAGCGCGAGAGCGUCGACCGCCAUACCGCACCGGACUCUGGCAGCCUCUCCCUUCCUCCUCGGCCUAUAAGGGACGGUGAGGCAGCCGUCAAUGGCAACGCCAACAAGGAAUCAGCUGCGGAUAACCCCCUUGGCCCCUGGGAGCCUACUAUCACAAACGUCAUCCCGUCCGAAGAGGUCACUAAGUUGAUAUGUGACUUUUUGUUCCAGCAAGUCGUCAUGCGCAAGGACAUCGGAGCCGGCCCUGCUGGAGGUGUAGCCGUUGGACCAGGCGCCAUUCUCGAGGUUGAGGCCAAGCUAGGCAGGCUGGUCGACAAGAGUCGGGGCGAGAGACUGCGUCUUCCCAUCCUCUCAGAGACCGUCAUCAGCAAGGAUGACCCGAAUCUCAGGCUUGCCUUUGAAAGCUCAAUGUCACAGGCGCAGCACCGCGCAAUGAACAACUUCCUCAACGAGACGGUCAAAACAUCUAUUUCCCAGGGAUCAGCACGCAUCCCGCUCGCCUACGCUCACAAACGUGAACGUGAUACCUUCUACGAUAUCUCUGCCAACGACCUCCCGCCCAUCGUCCAACAUCAUCUACACCCACGCCACAAGCCAAGGGUGCGCGUAACCACAGAUGUCCGCUCCGGCGCCGUCAUAGCCCGCAUCGUCAAGUGCCGCAUUGCCGACCUCGAUGUGUAUAGCCCCCGAACGUGUCUUGACUGGCGCAUCAGCGUGAACCUGGAAAUGAACUACGAGGGAGACCUGAGCAAGCUCCAGCAGGCAAACGACUGGAAACGAAGCGGUGAUCGGAACAAAGACCGCAUGAGCUACAGACAUCUAGCAUACCAAAUCGACCUGACACAAAUAGAAAUAUCCUCCGCUGAGAUCAGGCGACAAGGCGACCUCGCCUUGUCUGGCGACAUGAACAAUCGCUACGAGGAUCUCAUCAAGGGGUUUGUAGAUAACAUUCGUGUCCUAGCCAGAGCCGUGCCGGGCUGA